Molecule: messenger RNA, 1622 nt
Organism: Gorilla gorilla gorilla (western lowland gorilla)
Lineage: Eukaryota; Metazoa; Chordata; Mammalia; Primates; Hominidae
Gene: ATP5MC2
Product: ATP synthase membrane subunit c locus 2
Biological process (GO): proton transmembrane transport; proton motive force-driven ATP synthesis
Molecular function (GO): proton transmembrane transporter activity
Source: RefSeq, a predicted model, not a curated record
UUGGUGAGUUUUUCCCGUCUUUCUCGUGCUGCGUUCAAGCACGAUGCAGGGACGGCAGGGGUUUGGAACUGGAUAGGCCUUGUCGCCCUGUUCCAAAGGGCAGGGCAGGUCCUGUCUGGGAGACAAGGAGGCCUAGGAAAGAUGAGGGCCAGGAAGCCUCCCCCACCUCCUUCCAUCAGGGGAAGGGCGAGCGAAAGGGGAGAGAAAACCCACGUUCAGGAGAGCAUGGGGGCGGGAGGGGGGGGGCGCUGCUUAUCCCAACUCGCGUAGUUGAAACCUGAGCAGAGGCUCGGGCAAGCCUGGAGUGACCUCGCAACCUUACAGCGGGUCGCAGGUGCCCGUUAUUCCUAGACUGUCCCAGGAGCCAGGAAAGAGAGAUUCGGAUCAUAUUUAACCCUAUCUUCUGGCUCGCUGAUGCUGCUUCUCUCAUGGUUUAUCACCGGAAUGGAAAGGAGGAAACGGGGAGUGGGGGAAAGGGCGAAGCCACCAGAAGCAGCUGCAGCAUUUUGCUGACUAUUCGCCCAUUGAGCCGGUUUGCCAUCCAGUGAUGCCAGGGUCCCGGCGCGACAGAAAGCAGGACUCCCAAGAUCUUCCUCCUGCUGCAUUUUAGGCACUGAACCCCAAUCCCGACCGUAUGUUAACACUGAAUUCUGAGUAGGAGUUUUGUUUUGGCAGUGUGACGACUGCGCAUGCUCGGAAAGGGGACGCAAGUCCGAGACCCCAAACGCGGUACAGACCAAACCGCAGGCCACGUUACGGAUCGGCUUACUCCGUGGAGUUGGCCUCAUUUCUGCAGUCGGCGCUCCCUGUAGUUUCUCCUCUCGAACGCCAGGUGGAGCAACCGGCCGGAUACCGCCACAGCCCUGGCAGGCGGCGCUGUGAUGCCUGAGCUGAUCCUGUAUGUUGCAAUCACUCUAUCCGUGGCUGAGCGACUCGUUGGCCCGGGUCACGCAUGCGUUGAGCCUUCCUUUCGCUCUUCCCGCUGCUCCGCCCCUCUCUGUCUUCUCUGCAGUGGGAGCAGCUCUCCUGCCACAGCUCCUCACCCCCUGAAAAUGUUCGCCUGCUCCAAGUUCGUCUCCACUCCCUCCUUGGUCAAGAGCACCUCACAGCUGCUGAGCCGUCCGCUAUCUGCAGUGGUGCUGAAACGACCGGAGAUACUGACAGAUGAGAGCCUCAGCAGCUUGGCAGUCUCACGUCCCCUUACCUCACUUGUCUCUAGCCGCAGCUUCCAAACCAGCGCCAUUUCAAGGGACAUCGACACAGCAGCCAAGUUCAUUGGAGCUGGGGCUGCCACAGUUGGGGUGGCUGGUUCUGGGGCUGGGAUUGGAACUGUGUUUGGGAGCCUCAUCAUUGGUUAUGCCAGGAACCCUUCUCUGAAGCAACAGCUCUUCUCCUACGCCAUUCUGGGCUUUGCCCUCUCGGAGGCCAUGGGGCUCUUUUGUCUGAUGGUAGCCUUUCUCAUCCUCUUCGCCAUGUGAAGCAGCCGUCUCCACCUCCCAUAGUUCUCCCGCGUCUGGUUGGCCCUGUGUGUUCCUUUUCCUAUACCUCCCCAGGCAGCCUGGGGAACGUGGUUGGCUCAGGGUUUGACAGAGAAAAGACAAAUAAAUACUGUAUUAAUAAGA